Messenger RNA from Acanthosepion pharaonis, 1656 nucleotides. NCBI's taxonomy places the organism in Eukaryota, Metazoa, Mollusca, Cephalopoda, Sepiida, Sepiidae. The record is from the annotation of a GenBank genome assembly.
AUGCAGCAACACAAUCCAGUUACCUACAAUUCUUUCGUUUAUUGCCUCCCAUACAGAAAACACCGAACCAAAUGUUUUCUAUCGUUCUUCCUUCUUAGAGUUUUCUUUCUUUCUAAAUUUCCAUUUUAUUUUCUUUUAUUUUCUCCUUUCAUUGUCUCUUUGAAUCCACUUUUUCCAAGGCCUACGGAGGCCGUUACUAGUCCUCCAAUAACGAUUGGCACGGCUGCCACAUCAUGUCUCAAAUUUUGCGGGCAGAAGGGCAAAUUUCUCACGUUUUUCCGUCGCCGAGGAAAUUUCGUCUGUUCCGAGCUGCAAUUUAGAGACCAAUUAAUCACACUGGUGUUACAGAAAGUUCCCGAAUUGCCCGGAAAGCAUCUAUGCAGAGCGAAGGCAUUGGCAAGUUGUCACCGUUCGCGUGCAGUCUGCGAAACACGAUUGAUAUUUAGCAGGUUAUGCCGGAGGAACGCAGUCUCCUUUUCUAUCUGUCCCCGUCUCUACCGCCCCGGACACGAUGAAAUCUUUUGUUUUUCUUUCUCCAAUCCCUUUAACUUCCGCCUCUUUUCUCUUCCCUUACUUUUCCAAUGUGUUUUAUCAUUCUUUUCUCUCGGUGACAGCAAGAUAACAAAGCAAGUACCCGAGCACGCAAACCCGCAUCAUCGAACUGGGGACUCUGUCCACCCUACCCCGCAACGUCUAUCUAUCUAUCUAUCUAUCUAUCUAUCUAUCUAUCUAUCUAUCUAUCUAUCGCAGCAUGUUCAUAUCUAUCUAUCUAUCUAUUUCAGUCUCUUUAUAUCUAUCUAUCUAUCUCUUCCGGACAUAGUUAGCAAAAGGUUGCUGACCAUCUAUCUAUCUAUCUAUCUAUCUAUCUAUAUUUCUGAGAUGAGUCCGAAUAAUGUAAAUAAUCUAUCUAUCUAUCUAUCUAUCUAUCUAUCUAUCUAUCUAUCUAUCUAUCUAAAUUCUUUUGGCAUCUAUCUAUCUAUCUAUCUAUCUAUCUAUCUAUCUAUCUAUCUAUACAAAUCUGUUCAUAUCUAUAUGUCUACCUUCUUUCGUUUUUCUAUUUCAUCUUUUUCAGUCUCUCGCUAUUUACUAGCUUUUUUUUCCUUCUUUUUACUCUUUCGUUUUUUCCAUUUCGUCUUCUUCAGUCUCUCGCUAUUUCCUAAUUUUUUUUGUGUUUCCUUUUAUACAUUCGUUUUUCUAUUUCGUCUUUUUCAGUCUCUCGCUUUUUUUCUAUCUUUUUUUAAUUUUCGUUUUUCUUUUCACUCUUUCGUUUUUCAAUUUCGUCUUUUCCUCUGCUUCAUUCGUUGUCGGUCAGGGAUUUUUACCCUAUUUUCUUUACCCUUUUGGAACUUCGUUCCACUUUUUCACACCUUGUCGACAAGCACUCGCAAAACAAGUUUUUUUUCCUUUUUAUAUUUGUCUUGCUUCUUUUAUCGUCUUUCUUUCUUUUUUUUACUUUCUUUUUCUUUCUUUCUUUUUUACUUUCUUUUUCGGUCUUUCUUUCUUUCUUUUUCGGUCUUUCUUUCUUUCUUUCUUUCUUUCUUUCUUAUUCGGCCUUUCUUUCUUUCUUUCUUUCUUUCUUUCUUUCUUUCUUUCUUUCUUGCAGACUGGUUGUCAACCAAGGCUAAUGAGCCCAGUCAUAUUAUUUACCAACUAUAA